This is a messenger RNA of Dreissena polymorpha, 1355 nucleotides long. RefSeq lists its product as uncharacterized. The record is from RefSeq and is a predicted model, not a curated record. NCBI's taxonomy places the organism in Eukaryota, Metazoa, Mollusca, Bivalvia, Myida, Dreissenidae. Bases 86 to 886 code for a protein of 266 amino acids. Gene Ontology annotation, molecular function: protein binding. The transcript has 2 exons.
GGAGGCAGAACGCUCAACAACAUUUAGUGAAAUUAUCGUUUGUUAUAUAUUGGGACUUAGUGGUUUUAAAACAAACAAUUGUAUCAUGAAUAAAUUCACCAGGGCUCUGUUUUACGCACUUAACAUAACGGUCGCCGCAUUCGCCAGAGAACCAUCUUGUCCCGUUUGUUCUCGUUACGAUUAUGAAGAGCGAAUACUAGAAAGAGUAUUGACUAAUGAACUGGACAUGAAAAAUAUGGUAAAAGAAAUCAGAGAGACCAAUGCCAAGGUGGAAGCUGCAUUGAACGUGUUUCAAGAAGACAAGACCGAGUUAGCCACUGCAAUGAUAAAACUGACAAAAACGCAAGACGAAAUGAAAUUAAAAUUGGACGAUGCCAUUAAUGGAGCUCUCUUGAACAUUUCUAAAGCAGUGGCUGAGAUGACGACCAAUACUUCGGGGGCCAUUACACUUGUGCAAAAGGAAAACAAGAUUUUGAAAGAUCAAUUAGUGGUUCCUGUGAUAUAUUUCUACGCCCGAACCCCAGCACAGCUAACCAUGACGCCGGGACACGACGUCAUUUUCACUUCUGUGAAUGUUAAUGAAGGUCAAGGCUAUAACCCAUCCAAUGGCAGAUUCACUGUGUCAGUCGCCGGCCUGUAUGUGUUCACAGUUCAACACUGCAUCCAAUAUGUGAAGUAUUCCGACCUGGAAAUUGUUCACCAAGGGAAAACACUGCAACGGGCAGUGUACCAGGAUGGUGAUAGCCUCAACUCGUGUUCCGCUAUGCAGGCAUUUACAAUGGCUACAAUGGCGGAUCAAAUAUGGGUGAAGACCACGGGAGCGUGUUUUUUCUUUGAGGACUCUAUUCGCUAUACAUCAUUUUCCGGCGCACUGAUUCAUACAUAAGAUACUUACAUGACUGUAACAUACAGUAUCCGACUUUUUACGCAGUCACAAGGAACGUACAUGUAGAGCAGUGCAUUUGUUCUUAUUUCAACGUUGACGAACGUAAACGUCAUAUCUUUUAAAAAUAAAAUGAAUUUCGUCUUCUAUGAUUUCGUAGAAAAAAAGCUUAAUUACAUUCACUUUGUAUCCAUAAUACAAUGCGGCUACGGCAUGCGAUGGUAGUAUUGGUAGCAUUAUUGUCACAUCUAUAUACAAACAAGAAAUUAUAUGUAAACAUUUCUGUCUGAAAAUACACUUGAUUGAGGUUUUAGACAAGCGUUUAAAAUGCAAUUAUUUCUGGGGUAAGUAUGAGAUUCGGGUUUGCAAUUAAUGUUCCUAGCCUGUGUUCCAAGUUUUAAUAAUUGUAUGGCUUUAGUUGUCGAUGUUCUGUUAUAAAAGAAGUCCAAAAUAAAAUAAAGAUAUCCUGAUA